Patella vulgata (common limpet) is the source of this 2138-nucleotide messenger RNA. Its product is annotated as dihydrolipoyllysine-residue acetyltransferase component of pyruvate dehydrogenase complex. The coding region runs from base 68 to 1501 and encodes 477 amino acids. The record is from RefSeq and is a predicted model, not a curated record. The transcript has 11 exons. Gene Ontology annotation, biological process: pyruvate decarboxylation to acetyl-CoA. Gene Ontology annotation, cellular component: mitochondrion; pyruvate dehydrogenase complex. Gene Ontology annotation, molecular function: acyltransferase activity. Lineage: Eukaryota; Metazoa; Mollusca; Gastropoda; Patellidae.
AUUAUAAUGCAAAAUAAUAUUUUUUGAUUUCCGUAUAUUUUUAGUUAUCAAAAGUUAGACAGCCAUCAUGGCUUCCUCCAUUUUCAAGGUCGGACAAGCUUGCCGGCUUCUUUUUAAAUCAAAGGCCACAAAAGCACCCAAUUUAUGGAAGAUAGUUACGCUUUCGGAAAGGCAAAUUCAAACAUCUUCAAAAUGGAUGGGAGUAACUCAAUUACUGAUGCCAUCACUGUCUCCUACAAUGGAAGAGGGUAACAUCAUUGCAUGGCACAAGAAAGAAGGUGAUAAGAUUAAUCCUGGUGAUGUCUUGUGUGAUAUACAAACUGAUAAAGCUGUUGUUAGUAUGGAUACAGAAGAAGAGGGUAUUCUUGCUAAAAUAUUGAUACCUGAUAAUGCUAAAGAAAUAAAAGUUGGUGUAUUAAUUGGAUUGGUGGUAGACGAAGGUGAUGAUUGGCAGAACGUAGAAAUACCGGCAGAUGCUCCAUCAUCAUCGUCACCAGAAAAAACAACUUCACAGUCUUCUUCAGCAGCACCACAGUCAGAUAGCGUAUCUUCAACAACUACUCCUCAAAAAAACAAUUUUAUGGGACCCUCUGUAAAGAAGUUAUUAGAAGAAUAUGGUGUAAAAGCUGCAGAAGUUCCUCAUACAGGUCCACAUGGUGCUCUAGUUAAAAGUGAUGUUAUUACCUAUAUAGAAUCUAAAAAAAUACCCAGAGUUCAGUUUGACGCAGUAGCUCCCUCUGUUGACACUUCAAGCUCAAUUUCUAGCCAGCCUGUUGUAUCAGAAUUACCUGCCUUGGAUGAUGAACCAUAUAUUGAUAUACCACACACAAGUAUGAGAAAAACUAUAGCUAAACGUUUAACCGAAUCAAAGUCAACUGUUCCUCAUUCCUAUGCUUCUAUCAACUGUAGAGUCAGUUCUGUUAAUCAUUUGAGAAAAAGAUUAGUUGAACAAGGUAUUAAAGUUUCAAUGAAUGAUUUCAUAAUUAAAGCCGUAGGAUUAGCUUUACAAAGGGUACCACGAUUAAAUUCUACAUGGAAAGAUGGUAGUGCCCAUAUAUCACAGACUGUUGAUAUAUCAGUAGCUGUGGCAACAGAUAAUGGCCUUAUUACACCCAUAGUCAAAAAUGCAGCAAGCUUGGAGGUUGAUGAAAUAUCCAGUACUGUCAAGGAAUUAGCAGGAAGAGCAAGAUUAGGAAAAUUACAGCUUCAUGAAUUUCAAGGUGGUUCUUUUAGUAUAUCUAAUCUUGGUAUGUUUGGGAUUAAAGAAUUUACUGCUGUUAUAAACCCGCCACAGACAGCUAUUAUGGCUGUAGGUACAUCUAGAAUUUUAAUUGGAUCAGAUGGGAGUCCAACACCCAUAAUGACAGUAACUUUAUCAUACGAUAGUCGAGUAGUGGAUGAAAUAGAUGCUUCUGAGUUUUUAGAAAUGUUUACUAGUAUUAUAGAAAGUCCGGAAAUGAUGGUACAAAAGUCUUUAUCACAAGCUAGAGGAUUCUUUUAGAAGUUUAUUUAUUUGUAUUCUUCAGCCAGUUUCCAGGUAAAUAACCCUACUACCCCACCCGACACAGGGCCCAUAUAACAGAAAUCUUCAUGAUGGGUGGGUUUAUUUUAUUAUGUCAUUGUAAAAGGUUGUAAAUGACAAAAUUUCAUAUGCCGUCGGUAAACCACGAGUGUUGCUGCCAUCAUCAAAAAGAUCAGUUACCAUGCAAAAAAAAGCCCCAGAAUCUGUAUGUAUCCAGACAUGUAACAAAAUAAUGAAUGGUGUUUUUUAUCACCAUUUACAUUUUAAAUUUUAUUAGUAAAAGGCUCAAGAGUGAGAUUUUUUUAUUUAUUGCCUUCUGUACAUAUUGGCUAGUAAUAUUGUAGAGAUGAAAUAGUCAUACUCAAUAAGAUCUAAUAAUUGAUACAGGAUUCUAGAAAUGUGAUUUACAAUAGAAACCGAAUAGUGGAAAUAUAUGAAUGUAAGUGAAGUGUAAAAAGUGAUAAAAGAUCUGAUUUAAAUCUAAUUAAUAUAUAUUACAUAUUUAAUGAGUGCUACAUAAGAAUUAUAAUUACAGUACUAAGUAUUGUGUUUUAGAAAAUGUACCGUGUUUUUGUUAUGUAUAAAAGAUACAAAUAAAUAUCUGUCUUUUCUUGUC